Molecule: messenger RNA, 2647 nt
Organism: Chenopodium quinoa (quinoa)
Lineage: Eukaryota; Viridiplantae; Streptophyta; Magnoliopsida; Caryophyllales; Amaranthaceae
Exons: 2
Coding region: 817-2037 (406 amino acids)
Molecular function (GO): catalytic activity
Source: RefSeq, a predicted model, not a curated record
UGCCUGGUAGUAAAUCCACCCACGGCCCAAAUCCAAAACCAACUACUCAGCCCAAGCCCAAAUCUCCUAUUGUUUUACUUACUAACAAGAAAACUAUUGCUUCUGAAGUUUCUACAUCUCCUCCAAUUUCAAACACCUUUGCCUUGUUAGAAACAAUUCAAGACUCCACUACCAUUGAAGAAAAUAAUAAAAAAUUAAAAAGCAAUGAUAAGCAAAACCUUGAAAAAAUAAAAUCAUAUCCCACAAAUCUUUCAUCUUCUCCUUCACACGCUUCCCCCUCAACCUCCAUUAGCUUGCCUUCAGAAGCUAUUCAACACCUGGCAGCCAUGGAAUCGUCUUCCACAAAGGCAAUUGAACCUUCUCCUUCUAAUUCCGUCCUUUUAAACUCCCCCUCACAUACUUUAUUCUCACAGAACAACCAAAUCAACGAAACCCUAACUUUAAAUAUCACUACCAAUGGAGAAAAACAAAGGGGAACUUACCCCGAUUCGCCCUCCUCGGCGUCCGGCCCGGAAUUACCGCCGAACUUCAGUGCCGACACCGGCAAUUACUCCGAACCCGCCACCAUCUCUCUCUCUAGACCACCAGAUCAACCUCCAGGGAUCUCCGAUCACUCAAGCCCAACCACUUUCAAUGCGCCACCCCUUCUCCCCGUUCCCACCUCCACCACCGCCACCCCCUCAAUUCCCAUUCAACAUUUCUCUUGCUCCAUCAAUGACCCCCUCCCAGAUCAGAUAAAUUGUUUUGACUCCUCCGUUAUCUCCUCCUCUCCUAUGGUCGUCGAUAGAGACACCUCCAACUCCGGAAAAAAUAGCCAUGAUGUACAACACCCUUCUCCAGAUAACCAAGUUCAUGACCUCUCAAAUUCCUCAGCCUUCAACUCCUCCACCCCAACCCACAAUCCCGCAACCGUCAUCCCCAAUUCCGCAACCUCUUCUCCCAUGGUAUAUGCAACAGGUGCAGUGGCCGAGCUACCGCCACCACGAGUUGGUUUCGCCACCUCUAACUCCUCAAAUCACCCCUCUCUUGUCGGAAAACAGCGAGCACGACCUCGAAAACCCCGAACACCAUAUGAAAAUUUUCACCAUCACAAAAGAGGUAGUGGGCCUCCAAGUCGAGGUGAACUUUUGGGAAACUACGAACACCAUACGGGAAGUGAACUCAAUGGUAGUUCCUCUGAAGAUGCACGAUGUGGUGCUGAUGAAUCGAGCAGAGUCGUGGAGGGAAUGGGACAAGUUUGACCCUCUCUUCUCUAAGGGUAAUCCGGUAACUUCUUAUCCGGAUCUUAAUAUGAAAAUUGUUCUUUGGAAUGUGAGGGGGGCCACUAGGAAUGAAUUUAUUCCACAUGCAUGGGAGGUGAUUGCUGCCCAUAAGCCCAAUAUUUUCAUACUUUUAGAAACAAAGAGUGAUGGAAAUCGUGCUAGCCAAGUUUCUAAGUUAUUAGGAUUUGAUGGUUUUCAAUUUAUCAAUCCUAAUGGUUUAAGAGGGGGAAUUUGGCUGAUGUAUAAAAAUUCUGUUGAACUCACUGACUACCAGGAUAAUCAUGCUAGAAAUUAUUUUCAUGCCCUAUUUAAGUUCUCUCCUGAUAGUAAGGAGGUGCUCUUGACUGCCGUGCAUGCUCCUUCCUCUCCCACGGAAAGGCAUAGGCUUUGGAAUGAGCUUCGCAAUAAUCUACCCCCUGAUGAUACCCCUUGGCUCUUUCUUGGGGAUUUAAAUGAAGUCACAAAGCAAUCGGAAAAGUCAGGUGGCUUGAGGUUCAAGCAAUCUCAAUGUUCUGAUCUUAAUCGCUUAGCCGAGGCUGCUUGUUUGGUAGACCUUGGUUUCUCUGGUAAUCCGUUUACCUGGCACAAUGCAAGGGAAGGAUUAGAUCUUAUUCAAGAAAUAUUGGACAGGGCCUUGGGAAAUCCGAGUUGGUUGAAUACCUAUCCAAACACUCAGGGACAGGUGGAUACUCCAAGCUCUUCUUUUGGCUCUUCAAACAGAAUUUGGGCUCCUCCUCAAGCUGGUCAUUUUAAACUAAAUACGGAUGGCUCUUGAGUUGGCCUGGAGAAUGCUGGAGGUGGGGGUGUCCUAAGGUGUGCCAAGGGUAUCUGGCAAGAAGGUUUUGCAGUCAAUUUCAACGCAAUGUCUGCUGCUGCCUCUGAACUCAUUGCGAUCAGAGAAGGUCUUCUUAUGGCUUGUAAUAGGAAAAAUUCAGCAUCUAGACCUUGAAACAGAUGCGGAUGCUCUUUCUAAAAUGCUAAAAAAUCCAGAAGCCUUCAAGGAUCACGAUCUAGGUAACAUUAUCAGGGAUGUUGCUCCCCUCCUUGCUCGAGAUUGGGAUGUUGCUAUCUUCCAUGCCAAGAGGUCUGUCAAUCAAAUUGCAAACGCUUUAGCUCAUAUUGGCAGAACUAGGGUCAACAAGGGGAGAAAGAAACCUAUUUCUACCCUCCUGCUGAUAUCUUCAAUCAAUAUGCUGCUGAAAUCCCAGCUUACCAGCCCCAAGCUUAGUUCUAUCAUACUGCUUCGUUUCCUGAUGAGUACCAUGUGCUGUAAUGAGUCAAGCAGGAUCAUUUUGCUUAUGUCCUAAAACCUUAUCUAGCUCUGUUUUCUUUUCUCUUAAGGCUGUAUCUUUUACUCAAAUUAAGAGAAGAUUGCUUCUUAAGUA